AUGCCAGCAAUGGACGUGGAUGCGCCUCAGUCGUCCAUCGACGAGGGCCUCUACUCUCGUCAGCUUUAUGUGCUGGGUCACGAUGCAAUGAAGCGCAUGGCCGUGUCCAACGUCCUGGUCGUCGGUCUGCGAGGUCUAGGAGUCGAAGUAGCCAAGAACAUCUGCUUGGCAGGUGUCAAAUCCGUCACCUUGUUCGAUCCUAACACUGUCAACAUCGAGGAUCUGUCCACUCAGUUCUUUCUGAGGCCUGAAGAUGUGGGAAAGAAGAGUAGAGCUGAUGCUACCGCUCCGCGAUUAGCAGAGCUCAACACCUACGUGCCCGUACGGGUACUGGAGGAGCCUGCGCUCUCCAAAGACGCUCUGUCUAGAUUCCAAGUGAGUCACGGUGCCAUAGCAGUCAUCGGCACUCAUCGGGUCACCGGGAGGAAUCGCAAAGGUGGCUGGGUGGUAGGGAGGGAUUGGCGGCAUUAAGCCUUAUCUCCGGCCUUGCCCACCCCGCGUACGAUAUCAGCAGGGCUAAGCGCUGCGUUCUUGACAGCAAAGGCUGACCAAAUUUGGCUCUCCAGGUCGUGGUAGUGACGAAUGAGUCUUUGGACAAGCAGCUGGAGAUCAACGAUUGGACGCACGGCACCUCGACCCACUUCAUUGCUGCAGACGUGCGAGGCCUGUUCGGAUCCGUCUUCAACGACUUUGGACACAAAUUCCUCGUCAAUGAUCCUACCGGCGAGCAGCCCCUCAAUGGUAUGAUCGUAUCGAUCGACUCGGACUCGAAUGGUAUCGUGACCACGCUCGAUGAAACCAGGCAUGGACUCGAGGAUGGCGACUACGUCUCUUUCAGCGAGGUGCAGGGGAUGGAGGCCCUGAAUGCUGCUGAGCCGCGAAAGGUGACAGUGAAAGGACCAUACACCUUCUCCAUCGGCGACACGACUGGUAUGGGCGAGUACAAGCGUGGUGGUAUCUUCACUCAGGUCAAGCAGCCCAAGACGAUUGACUUCAAAUCUCUACGCGAGAGUCUCAAGUCGCCAGAACACCUCAUCUCUGACUUUGCCAAGUUCGACAGACCGCCCAGUCUCCACGCCGGCUGGCAAGCCCUAUCAGCGUUUUGGAAGUCUCAAGGCAGGCUACCAAAAGCACGCAGUGCCAUUGAUGCUAAUGCCGUCCUGGCGCUCGCUCAGGACAUCCACAAAGAAAGCGGCGAUGAGUCCGAGCUACAAGAAAAGGUAGUCAGGGAGCUCGCAUUGCAGGCAACAGGAGACCUUUCGCCAAUGGUCGCUUUCAUCGGUGGCUUCGUCGCGCAAGAAGCGCUGAAAGCUUGCUCAGGCAAAUUCCAUCCUCUCGUACAACACCUUUAUGUCGACUCGCUCGAGUCCUUGCCGGCCAAGGUGCCAGAGCUGCCCGAAUCCGAAUUUGCACCCAGGAAUUCGAGAUACGACGGACAGAUUGCCGUUUUUGGCCACAGCUUCCAAGAGAAGCUGGCAAACGUCAGGCAAUUCCUGGUCGGCUCUGGUGCCAUCGGUUGUGAGAUGCUUAAGAACUGGAGCAUGAUGGGGCUGGGUUCCGGACCCGAGGGAGCAAUCCACGUCACGGACAUGGACCAGAUCGAAAAGAGUAACCUCAACAGGCAAUUUUUGUUCCGACCCAAGGAUGUCGGGCACUUCAAGGCGGACACAGCUGCUGCUGCAGUAGCUGAGAUGAACACCGACCUCAAAGGCAAGAUUCACAGUCACCAGAACAGAGUUGGACCCGAGACUGAGGACGUAUACGGCGACGCUUUCUUCGCAUCGCUCACGGGCGUCACGAACGCGCUCGACAAUGUUCAAGCACGUCAGUAUAUGGACCGUCGAUGCGUUUACUACGAAAAGCCCUUGUUGGAAAGUGGCACGUUGGGCACAAAAGCGAACACUCAAGUUGUCUUGCCUCACCUCACUGAGAGCUACUCAAGUUCUCAAGAUCCGCCAGAGAAGUCAAUUCCUGUCUGCACGCUCAAGAACUUCCCCAAUGCCAUCGAACACACCAUUCAAUGGGCUCGCGAGCAGCUCGACGACUACUUCACCAAGCCAGCCGAGAAUGUCAAUCAGUACUUGACGCAGCCUGACUAUGUAGAGACAAGCCUGAAGAGCGGUGGAUCACAGAAAGACCAAUUGGAGCAGAUCAGGACUUUCUUGGUGGAGGAAAAGCCUAUUUCUUUCGAGCAGUGCAUCGCUUGGGCAAGGCUCAAGUUUGAAGAAAACUACAGCAACACAAUCAGGCAACUUCUGUUCUCUUUGCCCGAGGACGCGGUCACCUCAAGCGGUCAGCCUUUCUGGUCAGGUCCGAAGCGUGCUCCUAAGCCCAUCACCUUCGACGUCAAGGACGUAAGUGUCGAUUUUCGGCGCCGAGAGAUCGCUUUGCUCGCUGACUAAACAAGCGCUAUUCCCAUCGUUUAGCCAAUCCACCUCGAGUAUAUUGUUGCGGCAGCCAACCUGCACGCUUUCAACUACGGUCUCAAAGGCUCGACGAAUCCUCAGGUCUUUGCAGAGGUGUUGAGCAAGGUUCAAGUGCCCGAGUUUGUGCCUAAGAGCAACGUCAAGUUCCAAACGAACGAGAAAGAAGCUGCUCAGCCCGCUGAGCCUGCUGCGGCACCAGGCUCAGAAGGUGAACUGACGGAAAUUGCUAGCUCCUUGCCCACGCCUGCUAGCCUUGCUGGAUUCAGACUGCAGCCGGUCGAUUUUGAGAAGGACGAUGAUUCGAACCAUCAUAUCGACUACAUCACUGCCGCGUCCAACCUGAGAGCUAUCAACUAUGGCAUUCAACCUGCUGACAGACACAAGACUAAAGGCAUUGCUGGAAAGAUCAUUCCUGCUAUCGCGACUACGACCGCCAUGGCUACGGGUGAGUGUCUCGUCGUGCGUGUACAACGAGUUUGCUUCUGAUCAUGGUUUUCCAAUGUCACGCUCCACAGGUCUCGUCUGCUUGGAAGUGUACAAGAUCAUUGACGGCAAGGAUGACAUUGAGCAGUACAAGAAUGGUGCGUCCAGUGGAUUGGGUAUGAGUGUCGGAAUCAGGCUUUGAGUGCUGACAAAGCCUUGCUUUGUUUGGCAGCUUUCGUCAACAUCGCCCUCCCCUUCAUGGCGUUCUCUGAGCCCAUCGCUGCUCCGAAAUUCAAGUAUCCCAGUCCCGACGGAGAAGUUACAUGGACGCUGUGGUCCAGGUGAGACUUGAUCGUUGUACAGAACAACGGGUUCGUGCAAGUCUGACUCCGCGGCGUUCACUUGCAGAUUCAAGGUGCCCGGCAACCCGACAUUGCAAGAGUUCUUACGCCUGUUUGAGGAGAAGCAUGGCUUGGAGAUCACGAUGCUCUCUUCGGGUGUGUCCAUGCUUUUCUCUGGAUUCAUGCCGCCCAAGAAGAGGGAAGAGAGGCUAAAGAUGUCCAUGAAGCAGCUGGUGGAGAAUGUCAGCAAGAAGCCUGUUCCACCUGUGAGUACCGAUGCGAACAGUUUAGAGCUUUCGACCCUCUGCUCGAGCUGACUUGGUGUCUAUCCGCGUUUGUGCGACGUUUGCAGCAUGCCCGCUGGUCCGUUUUUGAAGCGAUGACCGAUUCGGUCGUGACGGAGGACGACGUUGAGGUGCCCUUCAUCCAGGUUGAACUUCAACCUGCUGCCUAG
Molecule: messenger RNA, 3644 nt
Organism: Ceraceosorus bombacis
Lineage: Eukaryota; Fungi; Basidiomycota; Exobasidiomycetes; Ceraceosorales; Ceraceosoraceae
Source: the annotation of a GenBank genome assembly